This is a messenger RNA of Mangifera indica (mango), 1341 nucleotides long. RefSeq lists its product as uncharacterized. The transcript is spliced from 8 exons. The record is from RefSeq and is a predicted model, not a curated record. Gene Ontology annotation, molecular function: hydrolase activity, acting on carbon-nitrogen (but not peptide) bonds, in linear amides. Gene Ontology annotation, biological process: ceramide metabolic process. Lineage: Eukaryota; Viridiplantae; Streptophyta; Magnoliopsida; Sapindales; Anacardiaceae. The coding region runs from base 215 to 1108 and encodes 297 amino acids. Gene Ontology annotation, cellular component: membrane.
CCUUAAAUGACUAAGUUAACCCUUUGCCUUGCCGAUGAAGUUUAACCGCUGAAAAAAAAACAGGGAGGAACGUUCACAGUUUUCAAAACCAGGGGUGGGAAAUUGAUUCGACAAACCUAGCAUUUAAAAAAAAAACAAGAGAGAUUUCGUUGAAACGAACAGCGAGGCUGAUGCGAUUACUGCAAUUAAGGCUGAUUCGGGUCGGAUACUGUUGAUGUUGAAAAGUCCAGUCGAAAACUCGAGCGACAAAAUCAGGAGGAAGUUCCCUAACGCACGCACGUUGAGAAUGAGAAAGCGGACCGUUUACGCAUGGAGCGUGGCGAUCAUCUGCUUCGUUGUACUGAUGAUUGUCACUCCUGCUAUCCCUCAGUCUCAAGAAUAUCACGAUUUCGCUGACCAACGCGAGUUCUUUGGUAUACCUAAUUUUCUAAACGUCGUUUCCAAUUUCCCCUUUCUUAUUGUUGGUCUCAUCGGGCUUGUCCUCUGCUAUCAUGGCAAUUAUUUUAAGCUAAGCUUGCAAGGUGAGCUUUGGGGUUGGACAUGCUUUUUCAUUGGUGUGGCCGCAGUUGGUAUUGGAUCGUCAUACUAUCAUCUCAAGCCUAAUGAUGCUCGGCUUGUGUGGGAUCGGUUGCCUAUGACUAUUGCUUUCACAUCAAUAAUUGCAAUCUUUGUCAUCGAAAGGAUUGAUGAGCAGAAGGGAACUGUUUCACUUGUACCUUUACUUUUGGCUGGUGUAGUUAGCAUUUUGUAUUGGAGGUUUUUUGAUGACCUGAGGCCUUAUGCUUUGAUCCAGUUUGUUCCCUGUAUUGCCAUCCCUCUGAUGGCUAUAUUGUUGCCUCCAAUGUACACACAUUCCUCAUACUGGCUUUGGGCAGCAGUAUUUUAUCUGUUAGCUAAGGUAGAAGAGGCAGCAGAUAAACCAAUAUAUAGAUGGACUCAUCAUGUUGUCAGUGGGCACACUCUUAAGCAUCUUUUUGCUGCAAUGGUUCCUGUCUUCUUGACACUCAUGCUUGCGAAGAGAAGUAUUGAAACCCAAAGGAUAAGUCUUCUUAAGACAUGGAAAAUAUCAUGGGCAAAGUAUAAAGAAAAUGGUUCAAAGGUAUGUUAAUAAAAACUGCUCCCACUUCCUUUCUUGUGUGUCUGUUAGAUUCUCGCUUCGAUUGGGCUUACUUGACACAGCUUAAUUGGGCAGUUUUAACCUGCUUUGUACUUUAUUUUAGGUUUUGAGUUUGGGUUUCACGUGUUUUAGUUUUCUAUUUGCAGUUGUAUCCUUACUGAAUUACGGGAGUUUUCUGUUUAGCAUAAUUUAUUUAAUCUAUAUUAUUAAAUUAAAUAAUCAAU